GCUCACAGUGUCCGUCGUCACCGCCCCGACCAAAAGGGGCUGGGAGCGCGGGGCAGCGAAAUGCAGGGCCCUGGUCUGGCGUCCCGGGUGCGAAGCGGGACUGCAGUGCACUGGGGAACCGCCCCCGCCUGGCGUCCGUGGCCCCUCCCACCCGUGGGGGCGGGGCGAGGGGCGGGGCGAGCACGUGACCCCCGGGGACGACGCCGCGUGCGGCUGUGGCGAACAUGGCACUGUGGGCUCGGCCCGCCGUUCGCGCACUCGGACUCUGGGGCCCAGGAGUGUUCCAGGUGGAAGAAGGCCCAUAUCUCGUUCCGCCAGGGUCUCAGGUGUCCUUGGAAGUGGAGGCAGUGGCGAGAGGGAGAAACUUUCCCUGCAGGACGUGGCUGAGCUGAUCCGAGCCGGAGGCUGCCCGCGGGUGCUGGUCAUGGUGGGCGCCGGCAUCAGCACGCCCAGCGGCAUCCCGGACUUCAGGUCUCCGGGGAGCGGCUGGUACAGCAACCUCCAGCAGUACGACAUCCCCUACCCGGAGGCCAUUUUCGAGCUCCCAUUUUUCUUUCACAACCCCAAGCCCUUUCUCGCUCUGGCCAAGAAGCUGUACCCUGGGCACUACAGGCCCAAUGUCAUCCACUACUUCCUGCGACUGCUGCACGACAAGGGGCUGCUUCUGCGGCUCUACACACAGAACAUCGACGGGCUCGAGAGAGCGUCUGGCAUCCCUGCCUCAAAGCUGGUUGAAGCUCACGGUUCCUUUGCCUCUGCUACCUGCACUGUCUGCCGAAGAACCUCCCCAGGGGAGAACUUUUGGGCCGAUGUGCUGGUGGACAGGGUCCCCCGCUGCUCCGUGUGCACCGGCAUCGUUAAGCCCGACAUCGUGUUCUUUGGGGAGCCGCUGCCCCAGAGGUUCUGGCUGCAUGUGGUUGACUUCCCCAUGGCAGACGUGCUGCUCAUCCUCGGGACCUCCCUGCAGGUGGAACCCUUUGCCAGCUUGUCUGAGGCCGUGCGGAACUCGGUGCCCCGAGUGCUCAUCAACCGGGACGUGGUAGGGCCCUUGGCGUGGUGUCCUCGCAGCAGGGACGUGGUCCAGCUGGGGGACCUGGUUCACAGCGUGGAAAAGCUGGUGGAGCUGCUGGGCUGGACAGAGGAGAUGAAGGACCUUCUCCAGCGGGAGACCGGAAAAGCGGGCUGCUGAGCAGGGCC
Messenger RNA from Pteropus alecto (black flying fox), 1197 nucleotides. It is a transcript of the gene SIRT3, whose product is annotated as sirtuin 3. Bases 425 to 1189 code for a protein of 254 amino acids. Lineage: Eukaryota; Metazoa; Chordata; Mammalia; Chiroptera; Pteropodidae. Gene Ontology annotation, molecular function: histone deacetylase activity, NAD-dependent; NAD+ binding. The transcript is spliced from 6 exons. The record is from RefSeq and is a predicted model, not a curated record.